AUGGGUUUCUUACUGUUUGGAUACGACCAGGGUGUCAUGUCUGGUAUCAUUAGUGACAAGGCGUUCAACAAUGUUUUUACUGCCACCAAGGACGAUGAUACAAUGCAAGCGUUGGUAACAGCUGUUUAUGAAUUGGGUUGUUUGGCAGGUGCUAUUUUUGCCCUGAUGUUUGGUGACCACACUGGUCGUCGGUGGAUGAUCUUCUCUGGCGCUAUUGUCAUGAUUAUUGGUGUCAUCAUCCAGGUUACCUCGUUUGUUGAUCACAUUCCUCUGCUUCAGUUUUUCAUUGGUCGUGUUAUCACAGGUAUUGGGAACGGCAUGAACACUUCCACCAUUCCCACAUACCAGGCCGAAUGCUCCAAGACCAGUAACCGUGGUCUCCUGAUUUGUAUCGAGGGUGGUGUAAUUGCUAUUGGUACUGCAAUUGCCUACUGGAUUGACUUUGGAGCCCACUAUGGCCCAGAUGACUUGGUGUGGCGUUUCCCCAUUGCUUUCCAGAUCGUCUUCGGUGUUAUCAUUAUUGUUGGAAUGUUUUUCCUUCCCGACUCUCCUCGUUAUUUGAUCUCCAAGGACCGCAUCCAGGAGGGCGAGUACGUGCUCGCUGCCCUUGGUGGUUUUGAGAUUCAUGACCAGGAGACUCAAAUCCAGAAGAACCUGGUCAUCGAUUCGAUCAGAGCUUCCGGUGCUGGAGCUACCACUCGCUACAGGGACCUUCUUACUGGCGGCCGUACUCAGCAUCUGCGUCGUAUGCUUAUCGGUUCUUCUUCUCAAAUCUUCCAACAGCUUUCAGGUUGCAAUGCUGUGAUCUACUACCUUCCCGUCCUUCUGAAGCAGUCCCUGCACCAGAGCAACGAUGAAGCCCUUCUGAUUGGUGGUAUCAAUAUGAUUGUUUAUGCCAUCUUUGCCACCUUCUCGUGGUUCUUUAUCGAGAAGAUCGGUCGUCGCAAGCUGUUCUUGGGUGGUUCUAUUAUCCAGACCAUUGCUAUGGUUAUCACCUUUGCUUGUUUGAUCCCUGAUGACAAGCAGAUAUCUAAGGGUGCUGUGUUCGGUCUGUUCUUGUACAUGGCUGCCUUUGGCGCUGCUUGGCUUCCUCUUCCCUGGUUGUACCCGGCUGAGCUGUCUCCUAUCAAGACUCGUGCCAAGGCCAACGCUGUUUCCACCUGCAGCAACUGGCUCUUCAACUUUACCGUUGUCAUGAUUACUCCCGUCAUGAUUGCUCACAUUGGCUGG
Aspergillus nomiae NRRL 13137 is the source of this 1230-nucleotide messenger RNA. RefSeq names its product putative MFS monosaccharide transporter. Gene Ontology annotation, biological process: carbohydrate transport; transmembrane transport. NCBI's taxonomy places the organism in Eukaryota, Fungi, Ascomycota, Eurotiomycetes, Eurotiales, Aspergillaceae. The transcript has 3 exons. The annotation marks the transcript as partial. Gene Ontology annotation, molecular function: carbohydrate:proton symporter activity. The record is from RefSeq and is a predicted model, not a curated record. Gene Ontology annotation, cellular component: membrane.